Messenger RNA from Corythoichthys intestinalis (scribbled pipefish), 4542 nucleotides. Its product is annotated as SAM pointed domain-containing Ets transcription factor. Gene Ontology annotation, biological process: regulation of transcription by RNA polymerase II; cell differentiation. Bases 202 to 1176 code for a protein of 324 amino acids. Gene Ontology annotation, cellular component: nucleus. Gene Ontology annotation, molecular function: DNA-binding transcription factor activity, RNA polymerase II-specific; sequence-specific DNA binding. The record is from RefSeq and is a predicted model, not a curated record. NCBI's taxonomy places the organism in Eukaryota, Metazoa, Chordata, Actinopteri, Syngnathiformes, Syngnathidae. The transcript has 6 exons.
GCCAGCUUGUAGUAACUUAUUUGUAACAUUACCGUGAAGCCCCUUUUUAAUUUUUUUUUUUUUUUUAAAUUCAUUUGUUUCUUUUUGCCCCAUGUACCCCAAAGCUGUAUUUUUUCCAGUGGUCACACUUUAUCACAAGUCGAAGCCAUCAAGAACAUCACUUGCGCAAACUGAAGUUUGGAAUUCCAAGCAGGUGUCGUCAUGUCAAAUUCCUUUGGAGGAUUAGCGGAAAUCACUGUUUACGGAUCGCGGUUUGAAAUGCCUGAGGACUCUUUAACCGUCAUGGAGCGAAACAGAGAUUCCGGGCAAGCUUGGGACGUGGCGGAGGCUAAAGCGAGCGGCAUGCCGGGCCUCUACCUGCCCUGCUUCGACAUGCUGGCCACGGAGGAUGCCGCUUGGCUGGUCAAGGUGUCUGAGGCCUCCCCGGACGCGAGAGGAGCCGGAGCAGGAGAGGAGCCGGAACAGUGCCCUGUCAUUGACAGCCAGGAGCAGGGGCUGUCACCUGGGAUGGAGGGUCCUGAGGAGGAGCGCUCUCUGGAGCAAGUGCAGAGCAUGGUGGUGGGCGAGGUGCUCAAGGAUAUCGAGACGGCCUGCAAGCUGCUCAACAUCACGCCAGACCCCAUGGAGUGGAACGUGGGCAACGUUCAGAAAUGGCUGCUGUGGACGGAGCACCUGUACCGGCUUCCUCACGCGGGGAGAACCUUCCAAGAGUUAACCGGGAAGGACUUGUGCGCCAUGAGCGAGGAGGACUUCCGCCAGCGCUCGCCACAGUGCGGGGACACACUCCACGCGCACUUGGACAUUUGGAAGUCAACUGCCUGGAUGAAAGAAAGGUGCACAGUUGGAGACAACAAAAGUCAAGGUACUGAGGAACUUUGGUCCGAGGCUGAUUCGUCUUGUUCUGGUCAACCCAUCCACUUGUGGCAAUUCCUGCGAGAACUUCUGCUGAAACCUCACAACUACGGACGCUGCAUUCGCUGGCUCAACAAAGACAAAGGAAUCUUUAAAAUCGAGGACUCAGCCCACGUGGCGCGGCUGUGGGGCCUGAGGAAGAACCGACCGGCCAUGAACUACGACAAGCUGAGCCGCUCAAUCCGCCAGUACUACAAGAAGGGCAUCAUUCGCAAACCGGAUAUUUCACAGAGGCUUGUCUACCAGUUUGUGCACCCUGUGUGACGCCCAAAUUAGGAAACAAACAAUAUAGACUUUUUAAUACAGCCAGUCUAUUUUGUCCCAAGCAAAAACUGCCUGUUUAGUUUUGGCCUUUUUUUGUUUGUUUUUUAACAGCCAUUUUGAACUGUGAAGCGGUGUUUAACACUUCUGCCUCACAGUUCUGAGAUUGCAGGUUUGGAUCUCGGCUGGGUGGAGUUUGCACGUUAUUUCUUGGCUUUCCUGCGACACCCCAAAAACAGUCUCAAAUGAGGUCUCCAGCCAAAGAAAAAAAAAGGCAAACGUGCAAAUUACCAACUAACAGUCACAUAACCUCGCAAUUUUUGGACUGUCCUUUGGGUUCGAUCUCAUAACAAGCUUGAAUCUGUUUAUCGAUGUAUGAUUGACCAAUUAGCCAAAAAUGACCUUUUAGCAUUUUUCAUACCAUACUAUGAAAUCCCCAAUAUAUUGCUUUAAUUUAGUUUUCUUUUCUUUCUCACCCUGCCCCAAAUCCGAUGCUAACGUUUAAAAAACGGGAUUUUUUAACAAAAAUAUAACUUUAGGUUCUUCAACCGGAAGUUGCCGGUUCGUAUUACUGUCCGUGUUGCACUCGUAAACGUCCGUGUACUGUAUGUUAUACUGGGAUUCACACAUAAAAAUAUUCAAAACAGAUUUGGUAAAACAUAUGUGAGUUUAAUAUCUUAAUUCACUUAAAUUCUCUGUAAGGAUUCUCGAGAGAUUACAGAAUCACACACGUGCUAAACUGAAUCGCUCACGAAUGCAACCCGGCCAAAAACAGAGAGACAGCGAGAACGAAAAGGGGCAAAGUAUGUGGCAAAAUUAAUUUUGCCAUGUGGCGUUUUUUGGGGUUUGUGGCAAAAAUGGAUUUUAACAUGUGGCACUUUUUGCCAUGUGGCACUUUGUUUACCAUGUGGCAUUUUUUUUGGUAUGUGGCAAAAUGGAUUUUGGCAUGUGGCAUUUUUUUUUUGCCAUGUGGGAUUUUUUUUUGCCAUGUUGCAUUUUUUCUGGUAUGUGGCAAAAUUGAUUUUGGCAUGUGACACUUUUUUUUGCCAUGUGGCAUUUUUAUGGGGGUAUGUAGCAAAAUGGAUUUUGGCAUGUGCAUUUUUUUUGGCAUGUGGCAUUUUUUGUUGGUAUGUGGCAAAAUUGAUUUUGGCCUGUGACACUUUUUUAUGCCAUGUGGCAAUUUUUUGAUAUGUGGCAAAAUGGAUUUUGGCAUGUGGCAUUUUUUUGGUAUGUGGCAAAAUUGAUUUUGCCAUCUGGCAUUUUUUUGCCAAGUGACAAAAUGCAUUUUGGCAUGUGGUCUUUUUUUUACCAUGUGACUUUUUUUUUUUUGGUAUGUGGCAAAUGUAUUUUGGUAUGUGGCUUUUUUUUUUUUUGCCAUGUGGAAUUUUUUUUUGCCAUGUAGCAUUUUUGGUAUGUGGCAAAAUUGAUUUUGGCAUGUGGCAUUUUUUAUUUGGUAUGUGGCAAAAUGUAUUUUGGUACGUGGCAUUUUUUUGUCAUGUGGCAAAAUUGAUUUUGACAUGUGACACUUUUUUUGUCAUGUGGCAAUUUUUUGGUAUGUGGCAAAAAUUGAUUUAGGCAUGUGGCAUAUUUUUGCCAUGGGGCAUUUUCUUGCCAUGUGGCAUUUUUUUGGUAUGUGGCAAAAGUGAUUUUGCCAUCUGGCAUUUUUUUUGCAUGUGGCAUAAUGUAUUUGGCAUGUGGCAUAUUUUUCCCAUGUGGCAUUUUUUGGUAUGUGGCAAAAGUGAUUUUGCCAUCUGGCAUUUUUUUUUUUGCAUGUGGCAUAAUGUAUUUGGCAUGUGGCAUUUUUUUGCCAUGUGGCAUUUUCUCUGGUAUGCGGCAAAAUGGAUUUUAGUAUGUGGCAUUUUUUUCUUCUGGUAUGUGGCUUUUUGGUGGGGUAUAUGGCAUUUUUGCAGGCCAUGCAAGUCCAUGCCAUCGACGACUAAGCACGUCCAAAUUUUCCAUUCAUUUUAAAUCACAGGCAAACGUGUGGCUGUGAUUUUUGACUCUACACUUAAAUGUAUUUUGGUAUGUGUCAUUUUUUUUUGUCAUGUAGCAAAAUUGAUUUUGGCAUGUGACAAAGUUUUUUGUCAUGUGGCAAUUUUUUGGUAUGUGGAAAAAGUGAUUUUGCCAUCUGGCAUUUUUUUUUGCAUGUGGCAAAAUUGAUUUUGCCAUGUGGCAUAUUUUUGCCAUGUGGCAUUUUCUUGCCAUGUGGCAUUUUUUGGUAUGUGGAAAAAGUGAUUUUGCCAACUGGCAUUUUUUUUUUGCAUGUGGCAAAAUUGAUUUUGCCAUGUGGCAUUUUUUUGCCUUGAGGAAUUUUUUUCUGGUAUGUGGGAAAAUGGAUUUUGGUUUGUGGCAUUUUUUCUUCUGGUAUGUGGCUUUUUGGGGGGUAUAUGGCAUUUUUGCAGGCCAUGCACGUCCAUGCCAUUGACGACUAUGCACGUCCAAAUUUUCCAUUCAUUUUAAAUGCCAGGCAAACGUGUGUCUGUGAUUUUUGACCCUACACUUACCAUUACAGCACAGUGACAAUCAACUGGCACCCAAGUCAUGCUACGCACAUACAAAAAAAAAAAAAAAAAUGCCACAUAACAAAAUCCAUUUUGCCACAUACCAAAAAAAUGCCACAUGACAAAAAAAAGUCACAUGCCAAAAACCAUUUUGCCACAUACAAAGAAAAAAAAACAUACCAAAAAAUAAGCCACAUGGCAAAAAAAAAAAAACUGCUACAUACCAAAAUACAUUUUGCCACAUACCAAAAAAAUGGCACAUGGCAAAAAAAAGUCACACGCCAAAAACCAUUUUGCCACAUACAAAGAAAAAAAAAAACAUACCAAAAAAUAAGCCACAUGGCAAAAAAAAAAAACUGCUACAUACCAAAAUACAUUUUGCCGCAUGGCAAAAAAAAGCCACAUGCCAAAAUACAUUUUGCCACACACCAUAUACCACUUUUCGUGCUUAGCCCUGCUGGAAAAACAUACAUGGACAACUUCCGCGCUGUGAUUUUAAUAAUUUAUUAUUUAUAUAAUUAUGCUCCCAGCCUGUGCGUUCGAAUUUCAUUCUUCAACAUAAGUAUGACAUUACGAAGAUAUAAAGCAAAGCAAUUUGAGUCGAUUUAAUUUCAUUAUAUGAAACGAAAAAAUGCUAACGGCUACAUUUACAGCAGUUUCGUUUUUGAUUCGAUUGAUGUUGAUUUAAUGAUUGAACAAUCGACACAUGGAAUUUGAUUCUUUCAGUGUCAAUUAGCAGGUUGUGAAUGCUUAAUAUGUGAAACAGAAAUUCUGACAUUUUUCAAAAUCGUCAUUUUUACAAUGAAGCACAAAAUGCUGUAAAUAUCAGUAAAAGAGAAACUUUUAUAUAACUAGAAAUUGUGUAAAU